Pantherophis guttatus is the source of this 6074-nucleotide messenger RNA. RefSeq names its product protein mono-ADP-ribosyltransferase PARP14-like. Gene Ontology annotation, biological process: protein poly-ADP-ribosylation; negative regulation of gene expression. The record is from RefSeq and is a predicted model, not a curated record. Gene Ontology annotation, molecular function: RNA binding; NAD+ poly-ADP-ribosyltransferase activity; transcription corepressor activity. Gene Ontology annotation, cellular component: cytoplasm; nucleus. NCBI's taxonomy places the organism in Eukaryota, Metazoa, Chordata, Lepidosauria, Squamata, Colubridae.
UCCGCAAUUGGUGCCAAAUUGAACAAUUUCUUCUGCUGCUUCCUUUCGGGAUUGAGUGGAGAACAAACAAAACUCGGAAGAAUUCAACCGAGCAGUUUCUGAACGAGGCAUUAACCAGGAGGCAAAGAAAGGGAAAGGGGGAGGAGGAUUGGAAGCAAGCACCGGAGAGAGAAAUGCAAGAUAAAACCCAGCAGUUUUCUUUUAAUCGAUACGCGUAUUUUUUUUAAAGGGCUUUUUUUUUUUCUUCAAACCUCCCCAAUGUCAAAGGCAGGGGAAUUAUCACAGGCUUGCAAAACCCGUUUCGGAAGAAAAGAAAGAGAAAAAGGGCGAGGACCGCGCUCGAACUGACUGGAAAGAAAUACCAUCCAGCGAACCGGGGGUGGGUGGGUAGGUAGAGGGAAGCCAAACACCCAGUUGCCGCCUUGUCACUUCCGUCUAGCACGAAGACCACGUGACGAAUAAAGAAACUCUGGGAAUCGAGUUUAUCCUGGGAAACGAAAGUGAAAAUGCUGCACGGUCAGCCAGGCUGCAAGGGUUUUGCCGCUAUCCCGCAAGAUGGCGGAGAGAGGGAGGGCGUGCUCCUUUCCUGUGCUGCUGCAGGGAGCCUGGGGGAGCCCCGAUCCCCCCAAAAUUGUGAGAAACAAAAUUCUCCGCUACUUCCAAAGCCGGAAAAAGUCGGGAGGUGGAGAAUGCGAGAUCCAGAAGCAAGGGGGGCAGAUCUUGGUUUGUUUUGCCCAGGAGGAAGUGAGGCAAAGAGUUCUCUCCCAAAAGAUCCAUGAGCUUGACUUGGCAGAAAAAGGAACACUAAAACUGGAGGUUUCCCUGUAUGAAACAACAGACCCCGCUAAAGAUAAUGCACCUAAGAAGGAAAUAAUUUCUGAAAAGGCCCUGAGAGAAGAAAGCCAAGCAAGAGAGAUGGAAGUGCAACAAGACUGCCAAACAAAUAAUGUUAUCCUAACAAGUGGGCCAGCUGGGGAAGCUCCACAUGCUGACAAGAAUAUUCUUGACUAUCCUCAAAAAUCUUCACAAGUAGUUCUUGAAAAUGUUGAAGAAAAUAUUCACUUGGACACAUUAAUGCUACUGGUAGAUAACAUCAGUGAUCUUUCGGGAGAUAGUACCUUCCAAAUUGAACAGAUAAAUGAGAAGAAGGCUGCAGUAAUAACCUUUCAGCAAAGCACUGCAGCUGCAAAUUUUCUCAAGCAAUGUUCCAAGAAUCACAGAUUCCAGCAAUACAGAUUUAGAGCCAGACUUCUUGAAUUGACUCAUGUAAUCAAAGUGGAGAACAUCCCAGCUGCAACAUCCAGCGAAUUCCUAACUCUCUACUUUGAAAGUCCAAAACACGGAGGAGGACAGGUGACUGAUAUUCAGAUGUUACCCACAGAAGAUUCAGCUCUGGUUACAUUUGGUGACUCUCAAGCUGCCCUAACAGCAUUGAAAAAGCAGCACUCAUUAAAUGGCCAGUCAGUCCUGGUUUAUCCAUUCUACAGUUCAUUGGAAACUGUUUUGUAUGGAAAGGAGAAGCCACAAAUCAAGAUGCCAGAAUCUAUCAGUGUCCCUUUAGAUCCUUAUAUAUGGCAGUUCCUACAAGGAAAGUGUAAAUUAAUUCAAGAAAUAGAGAAAGAAAUGGCCAAUUACUUCUGUGAACUAUUAUGGCCCCUGGCAACUUGUGAGCAACCAAAAGUCGUACUGUCUCCCUCAGCUACCUUAGCUAAACAGGGAACGUCCAUAAAAGAAUUGGUUAGGUCUUGGAAAGAUAAAGUUUCUGUGGAAUUUGCAUGUAUCCUAUCAAAAUUCAGGACAGUUAAAUGCAAAAUCAUUCCAGAAAAAUGGGAGACCAUUGAAAACAAUGUGCUAAAAAAUGUGUUGGCUGUGCCAGAUGACUCAAAAAAUUGCGUUACUCUAGCUGGUUUUGUAUUGACUGUGGAUAGUGUGGAAAAAGAGUUGAGGGAAUAUAUAGAACGUUUGACCAAGGAUGCUGAAAUAGCUGGGCAAACAUUACAGCAAACGUUGUCAAUUUCCCCAGUGAAGUAUAAAGUUUUGCAGCAGAUCUUGCUAGAAGAGAAUAUCUAUGAAGAAAUCACUGGGCAAAAAUGGUGUUACGAUGCUACAGCAAAGCAGUUGCAACUGAAUGGAAUAGCUACUGAGGUUUACAAAAUGAAAAGUGACUUACUAGAGAAGAUGGUCAGGAUAGGGGAGAAAAAUGUCAAGAUUCAUCCUUCUAUUUUUCAAUUCCUGCAAUGUGUAGAUUCUGACAAGGUGUCAGGGAGCCUGUUUAGGGCCAAUAAAAUUAAUGCUGCCUAUGAACUUACACAUGAUUCUAUAGCAUUGGUAGGAUAUUGUCCUGAAGGCCUCUUAAAAGCAGAGGAACAAAUAAAGAAAUGCUUGACUCAUGAACGCAUUAUAUUGAAGGACCAGGAACUCAUCCACAGAAAUCAGUGGAAAGAAUUAAUUAAGCAUCUGCAGAAGCUAAACAAUUCUGUUGAAAAAAGUGUAAUAAUUGAGGACUGGGUUGAUUUCGAUGGAGACACUGAAAUUAUUGUGGCUGGUUAUGCAAACAUUGUAGCAGAUGUCUACCAGCAACUUUCCGAUUUUGUUGAAAGAAACACCCACAUGCACACAGUAAUUCCUGUCAAGUCAGUGGCUAUGGUGCAGUUUAUAGAGGAAGAAAAACAGAAGAUUUGGUGUGAUUUAAGCAAGAAGGGCCUGAAUAUUAAUUUUGGAAUCCUGCCAAAACAGAAGAACAUUGUCCUGAGUGGACCCAAAGUAGUAGUGACAGAGGCAGCAGUGAUGGUGGAACAAAUGCUGUCUUCGCUAUACUCUGCGAAUGUGGUGUUUGAUAAACCUGGAGUGAAAGACUUUUUCAAAAACCAAGAACAUUACUAUGUUAACCUAGCAAAAAUGGAAUUCAGCUGUUUGAUCAGAUUGCAAAGAGAUGAUGAGAAAAACGGAGGUUUUGUGGAAAAUGUAGAACACCUUCAAACCAAGGUAAACUUAAAAAAUGGCGUGGUGAUAGAGGUCUGUAUGGGAGAUCUGACCAAUUAUCAAGCUGAUGUUAUAGUCAAUGCAUCAAAUGAAACACUGAAGCACAUUGGUGGCCUUGCCUAUGCUUUGCUAAAAGCGGCUGGCCCACAGUUACAAGAUGAAUGUGAUGUUCUCAUAAAGAAACAUGGAGAUCUGAAGCCUGGGUGCGCAGUAAUCACAGGAGCUUGGAACUUGCCGUGUAAACAGGUGAUUCAUGCUGUUGGGCCAAGGUGGACCAGUGCCACGAAAGAAAACUGUAUACAACUAUUAAAGAAAGCUGUAAGGGAAAGCUUAAAACUGGCAGAAAAAUCCAGUCAUCGCUCCAUAGCUAUUCCUGCCAUAAGCUCUGGGAUUUUUGGAUUCCCAAUAAAAAAGUGCACUCAUUCCAUUUUAACAGCCAUUAAGGAAACCUUAGAAGAAUCUUCUGAGAAUGGCAGCCUGAAACAGAUUUGCCUGGUAGAUACGACACCCCAAACAGUUCAGGCUUUUUCUGAUGCUUUACACAAAGUGUUUAAAAGUGGACCACCUCAGCCCACACCACUGCCUUCUCCAUCAGUCAAUCAACUUUUGGAGAGUAAAGAUCUUGUAGUGACUUCUGAUGAAGGUCUAAAACUUAUCGUAGAAGAAAAAGGAAUCGAAGAUGCUACGACGGAUGUUAUCGUAAGCACUAUUGGUGAAGAUCUAAAGCUUGGCAUAGGCCCACUUUCAAAAGCUGUGCUGCAGAAGGCUGGAGUUGAACUUCAAGAUGAGUUCCAUCAAAUGAUCCAAGAUCAAGGAGCCCAAGGCAACUGUGUAAUUCAAACCCAAGGGCAUAACCUUCCCUGUGUUUUCUUGUUCCACGUCAUAGUUCCACAGUGGGAUGAAGGAAAAGGGAAUGCAACCAAGAAACUUAAAAAUAUCAUGAGAAAUUGUCUGGAGAGGGCCGAAAUGUUGUCGUUAAAGUCUAUCUCAUUCCCAGCAAUUGGGACUGGAGGUUUUAAUUUUCCAAAUUAUGAGGUGGCUAAAUGUAUGUUUAAGGAAAUACUUAUGUUCAGUAGAAAGAAGAAUUUCAAGUCCCUUCAGAAAGUUCAUGUUCUCCUACACCCAAAAGAUAAAGAGAAUAUAAAGGCAUUUACAAAGGUUUUUCAAUCUGGGAUUGAUGAUAUUCUCAAGACUGAGCCAGCAAGCAAUGAAGAAAUGGCAGGUUCCUUUGGAUCCCUUUCUACCUCAGCUGUAGGAAGUAAUGAAAUGCAGUUUGGAUCCAUUACCUUCCAGUCAGUGACAGGAAAUAUUGUCAUGGAAAACACAGAUGUUAUUGUGAAUGUGACCAAUGAAAACUUUUCAUCCAAAGCAGGUGUCUCCAAAGAAAUUUUGGAAGCUGCUGGACCUGAAAUUGAAGCAGAAUGUGCAAGACUUGCCUCACAGCCUCACAAUGGAUUUGUAACCACACAGAAUGGCAAACUACCCUGUAAAAAAAUUAUCCACCUGGCUCCUUGCUCCAGCAUCAAAACUCAGGUCUCCAAAGUGCUUCAAGAAUGUGAAGCAAAACGGUAUGCCUCUGUAGCCUUCCCUGUAAUUGGAACAGGUCAGGGAAGAAGGAGUCCUGACAAAGCAGCUGAAGAAAUUAUCAAUGCAGUCGCUGACUUUGCAGGAAAAGAGUUGCCUAGAUACUUGAAACUUGUUAAAGUUGUUGUCUUUCAGCCACAUAUGCAAAAAUCCUUUUCCUCCAUUUUGGAAAAUAAAAAAGGACAGGCAUUGCCCACUUCUGAAUCUCUGUUUUCGAAGUUUAAAGCGUUUCUAACUGGUGGGAAGUCACCUGCUAAAAAGAAAAGUUUUAUAGCAUUGGAGAAGAAGAUUGAGACAUCAUCAUUUGAGUUAUGUGGCAAAAGCAGGCAAAAAGUGGAAGAGGCUGAAGCCUGGCUAAGGAAAUUGGUUUUCAAGGAACAGACAGAAAAUCGCAUUGUCGAUGACUUGAUAGACAUGUUUGCUGAUGCUGAAAUCAAGAGACUGAAUGAUCUCCAGAAAAGAUUGCAUAUUGUCAUUCAUCUGAAUAAAAUGGAGUCUCCUCCUUUUAUUUUGUUAUCUGGUAUCACCCGGGAUGUCCUCACUGCUUUCACAGAAAUUCAGAACCUCUUAAAAACACUUACAGCUGAUCAGGAAAAGAAAUCCAAGGCAGAACUUGCUCAAGUUUUGGUUGAGUGGCAGUAUUGUGCAAAUGGAAAUGUCUUUGUAGCUUUUGAUUCAUUAAGUAACCUUGAUUUAGAAGAUGCUAAAAUCAGCAAAAAGAAACACAUUCAGGUCCAAAUUCAGGGACAGAAGUACACAGCUGACUUGAACAAGAUGUGUAUUGUAAAUAGUCAAGGAGAAAAUAUGAAAAUUAAUCGUGUUGGAAAGGAUGAAGGCAAACUAUUAGAACGCCUUCCUGAACAUUGGGAAGAUAUGAAAGGAAGCCAUGUCAAAUUGGUUCCACUACAGCCUACAGCAGGAGAAUAUAAGGAUGUUGAAAAAAAAUUCCGGAUUGGCUGCCCUAAAUUCACAAUUGAAAAGAUUGAAAGGGUACAGAAUCCUUACCUCUGGCAAGCCUAUCAAGUCAAGAAAAAGCAAAUAGAUACACAAAAUGGCCAUGAAAAUAACGAGGAGAUCCUUUUCCAUGGGACUCCUAGUUCCACACUGGUGCCAAUUUACCAGACUGGCUUUAACCGCAGUUAUGCUGGAAAGAAUGCUGCAGCGAUUGGUAAUGGGACCUACUUUGCUAUCAACUCAAACUAUUCUGCGCAGGACACAUAUUCCACUCCAGACCACAAUGGCAGAAAAUAUGUGUAUGUUGCCCGUGUUCUUACCGGAGAUUAUUGCAUUGGCAGACCAGGACAGAUUACCCCACCAUCCAAAAAUAAUGGUGGAUUUGACUUAUAUGACAGUGUUACUGACAACGUGAAUCAACCAUCGAUGUUUGUUAUCUUUCAUGAUGCUCAGGCUUACCCAGAAUAUCUAAUUACUUUUAGAAGAUAAGUUAAUAGGCAAAAGAUGAUUUAUUUCCUUUUCCUCUCACAGUAAAAGCAAUCAAUUUGAAUGAA